Neltuma alba is the source of this 766-nucleotide messenger RNA. RefSeq lists its product as uncharacterized. The record is from RefSeq and is a predicted model, not a curated record. Lineage: Eukaryota; Viridiplantae; Streptophyta; Magnoliopsida; Fabales; Fabaceae. The transcript is spliced from 2 exons. The coding region runs from base 47 to 460 and encodes 137 amino acids.
CGUUUUUUUUCCCCAGGUUUUUAAUUUGUGCUGCAAAUGCCUCUCAAUGGUUCCUCUCUCUUCCACGAAGCCAGCCAACCUGGCUCCAUUCUUCCCCUCCCGCUCUCCAGUUUCCUGCACUCGUUUCUGCAAUUCCUCUCUUUCAACUGUUCCUUCCUUCUCCUCCUUCUCAAUCCGCUCUCAUCUUCCACUUCGCUCCCUAUCUUUUUCUCAUUCCGCCGGAGUUAGUUACGCCCUUUGCCGCUCCUCCCAUCCUGGCCGUCCACCGCCCCACCGGAUCGAUCCUCCUCCCGGAGGUGAUUCCGGAAGCCUUAAAGGUUUUGCCGAGGCUUUAGUGAGAUUGCAAGAUAGAGUACGGAUAUUCUUGGCUGUACUUUUCUGGAUGUCCCUGUUCUUUUGGGCUUCAGCGUGGGAUGGGCGGAAUAGACCAAACAAAGGUUCCAGAUUUAAAAAGAAGUAGUGAGCAUAUAGACUGUACACACCAAAGUAUAUUAACAACUCAUGGGAUAGAUCCAAUGUAGUAUAUGAAUCAACACCAGAAAGAAUUCACUUAUUUUUAGUGAUUUUGCUUUACACAAGAUAAAUUAUGUGAGAAUUUUAUCUUGUGAAGCGAAUAAAUACUUUAUUUUUUGAAGCGGGGGCAAACAAUCAAAUGAGUGGAAUGAUGUUCUGAUGCCUCAUAGACUCUACAGAUUCAUAUGGUUACUGCUGGGGAUGUAAAUCUAUGCUAUGCCCUCCUUUCUCUUAAUACAGUCUUUUAUACGAA